This is a messenger RNA of Telopea speciosissima, 883 nucleotides long. Its product is annotated as protein MIZU-KUSSEI 1. NCBI's taxonomy places the organism in Eukaryota, Viridiplantae, Streptophyta, Magnoliopsida, Proteales, Proteaceae. Bases 115 to 855 code for a protein of 246 amino acids. The record is from RefSeq and is a predicted model, not a curated record. Gene Ontology annotation, biological process: hydrotropism. The transcript has a single exon.
UUAUCUCCCUCGCCUUUGUGUCUAACUUCUCUCGUCGAUCUUCGAGAAAGAAACAAAGAAACCUUCUUGGUUCUCCUCUCUCUCUCUCUCUCUCUCUCUCCAAAUCAAGAGAGGAUGACGAAAAUCGACUUUCUCCGUCGAUCAAUCUGCCCGUGCUUCUUCUCUAGCAGCCCCGCCACCUCCGCCGCCGCCCCAACCAACACCACCACCAAGAAACGCAUGAGCGUGUCCCUGAGAGACGACAUUCAAGAAGAUCAAGACAAGCAGAGGGAAGAAUCAACAACGACCACAGAGACAGAAGAAGAAGAAGAAGAAAUCGUCAACAACGAUCAUCGUCAACAAUUGCCACCAAGGCCGUCGAAAUCAAUGGUGAUAGGCACCAUCUACGGCCACCGCCACGGACGUGUCUUAUUUUGCAUCCAACACGAUCGUCUCACUUCCAGACCCUCUCUCCUUCUGGAAUUCUCCAUCACCACCAACCAUCUUGUCAAGGAAAUGCAAUGCGGAGUCCUUCGUAUCUCCCUAAAGUGCGAUCGACUCGACAUGAGAACCUACCCAUUGCACUCCAUACCCGUAUGGACAAUGUACUGCAACGGACGUAAGGUUGGUUUUGCCGUGCGAAGGAGGGCAACGGAUAAAGACCGUCAGAUCUUGAAGACCAUUCAAUCAGUAUCUUUUGGGGCUGGAAUCAUUCCUAAUGAUCCCACCGAGGAGGAAAAGAAAGAUGGGGGGGAAGUCAUGUACAUGAGAGCCAGUUACGAGCGAGUCUUGGGUAGCUCUGAUUCGGAGUCGUUUCAUCUCCUCAACCCGGUUGAUUGCUCUGACCAGGAACUCAGUAUCUUCUUGAUCAGGUAGCUGUCUUCCGUCUUCUUGAUUCCAUUUC